CCUUGCCCGGUCCUCGUCCGUCCGUCCUCAGCCCCGACCCGGGAGCUUCAACUGGGCUCCUCCUUCCCAGCCUUUGGGGGAUCCCUGAUCCCCAUUCCCCAGCCCUACCGUUAACGACAUCAAGCAUUUAUGUCCCCCUGGGUUAGUAUGAAAUAGUUUCUAGCUAGUAAAAUUUAGGAUUGAUCCCUCAAAGUCAGAAUAGAUAUGGCUUUCAUUGUUUUUUAAAACCCUUGAUUUUAAACAUUGUAGAUCUAUAAUUCUAAAUUAAACCUGAUUCUUCAGGGGAGUUAAAUAGGGGCCACUUAAAGUAUGCCAGUCUACGUUACACUUUGCAGGGGACCCAUCUUCCAUUCUGCUCAAUUUUCCUUUCAAGGAAUAUGGAGGUGUUUUCCAGUUCCAUGGAGGUCAUCUGUAUUCCAGGCCCUGCAGAAUUCCUGCUUUCGGGAAAAAUCCAGCACACCAAAAGGGAUUCUUCCUAACGUCGGUUUCUGUGAUGAAGCUGCCAAGGAGCCGGACAGCACACUGGACAAGCUCUUCUCUCCUGAACAGCAAGCCUCCAUCUUGCAGGUGCUGAAUACAGCCACUACUAAGGACCUGGAAGCUUUCAAGUUACUGAGGGGAAGAAAGUCCGUCCAUAUCGUCGAGCACCGAGAAAAGUUCGGGCCAUUUCCAAACCUGGAGAGUCUGAUGGCUGUGCCCUCAUUCCAGUAUAAAACUGCGGUGCGAGUGUGCAACUCCAUUCUUUGUCCUGAGACGGGAAGGAAGACGAGGAAACCACAGGAAAACCAGCUCUUGGGAAAGCUCAUCAAACCAGACGUGGGGCUAGAGAGGAUUAAGGCUGUGAGCAGCAUUGUGUCCAUUGUUUUUGGUACUCGAAGAAUUGCUUGGGCUCACGUUGACCGUAAACUGGCCGUGUUGGACUGGCAGCACAGUGACUACUGGAAAGCGAUGAGCAAGACGUACCCCUCGUCAGUCUAUUUAGAAGAGAUUUCUUCCAUUAUUUCAAAGAUGCCUAAAGCCGACUUCUAUGUUCUGGAAAAGACAGGCCUCUCCAUUCAGAACUCGACUCUGUUUCCUAUCCUGUUGCACUUUCACAUCACGGAAGCCAUGCUGUAUGCCUUGUUAAAUGGGACGUUCACCCAGGAUGGCCAGCAUCAGGUGCUGAGCAUGAACCGCAACGCAGUGGGAAAGCACUUUGAGUUGAUGAUCGGCGACACCCGGACUAGCGGGAAGGACCUGGUGAAGCAGUUCCUCUCAGAGUCCGUGCUGAGGGAACGGCCGCGGGUGUUCUUUCCUACAGAUAAGGUGGUGCGCUACCGACAGCUGCUAGCCACUGACACUCACAGGAUCGAAGAACUGUACGACUCCUUACUGCAAGCCGUGGCCUUCUAUGAGCUGGCAGUCAUUGGCACUGAGCCUUGGUGUGUGAGGUGAAUGCAUCUGCUGUAUAGGAAUGUAUAUUUUUA
Ochotona princeps (American pika) is the source of this 1466-nucleotide messenger RNA. RefSeq names its product transcription elongation factor, mitochondrial (gene TEFM). NCBI's taxonomy places the organism in Eukaryota, Metazoa, Chordata, Mammalia, Lagomorpha, Ochotonidae. Gene Ontology annotation, biological process: mitochondrial transcription; transcription elongation by mitochondrial RNA polymerase. The record is from RefSeq and is a predicted model, not a curated record. Bases 310 to 1434 code for a protein of 374 amino acids. Gene Ontology annotation, cellular component: mitochondrial nucleoid. The transcript has 3 exons. Gene Ontology annotation, molecular function: nucleic acid binding; DNA polymerase processivity factor activity.